CGUUUAAAGAUUCGAUGUGAUGGAGAAUCUGAAAAAAUUUGCAAAAUUUAUUGGAAACUAAACAAGGCCUAGGAAUGGAUGGUACAGAUUUGAGAUUGUGUGGGCGUGCCCCCAUGAAAACAGAAUCUGCUGAUCGGAAAUACUUGCUACGCUACGCAAUUUUUCUUCGCUGCGCGCCUUCCUUUCUGCCUUGAACAAACUUUGAGCUCAGCCUCACAGAUCAGUCAGAUCUUAAUGAGGACUCUCUUUACUUUACUCAUUGAAAAGCGGGUUGCCUUGAUUCAGUAGUCUGAUACGAUAAUCCUACCCGUUGUGGGAGUACUAUUUACUUGGUAUAAUUCUAUUUUUAAUAGUCUUAUUAUCUGGUUGCUUGCCUUGCACUAGAAAGUGGCGGAGUUAGAAACUUUUACGACUGAGGCCAAUAUUACGAACUACCAACACCAGAUCACAUACUAAAUGGACAAAAUUAAUGCUAGUAGAUAGAUUAGCCAGAAACAUAUGUCCAAUAUAUUCAUACAAACACCUUUAAAAUACUAAAUUGUCAUAUUUUAAAAUUGAUAAAUUAUUCGCUGCUAAUUUUAGAAAAAAUUUGUGAACACCAUCAUAAAUCAAUAAAAUUAACCCAAUGCAACCAAUUACACGGUUCGAUAGUUCAUGUAGUGCACUACCAUCAUGUAAAUCUUGGAGUGCAACGUUAUAUUUGUGCAAGAAGAUAAAGAACACAAAACUAACACUUGGAUAGUUGUGGAUUAUACUAUUUAUGUUUUAUCUGCAACCCACUAUUAUGCAAUUGUUGAUUUCAUCCUUUUACCCUAUUGCGCCCGUUUUUGUUGCAUCUCAAAAAUAACAUCAAGAAGACGUGCAUGGGAACUCAUAAAUAAGAAUGAAAGUGGCAUGGAUAAUUCUUCGAUUUGAUCCAAAUCCAUAUUUGAGGAUGUGAAAAAAGAACUUUUAAUAUCCAUAUAAAUAUGAAUAAUUCAAGUUCAAUUAUGUGUGGAUGCAUUGUAGGAUAUGGUUUAUCCGUAUUUUAUGCAGAUUUAAAUAGGAUAUUCAAUAAUUUGUCUCCCAAGAAUAAAAACUAGCUGAACUUGGGAUUUUAAAAAAAGCUUGUUAGUUUGAGAAAUUUUAUUUUUGUGGUCUGUUUGUUUCAUAUUCUGAAUUGAUAACUUGCAAACUAUUAUUACUUAUUGACUUAUACCUUAUUAUUUGUGGGUGUCGAUACCCUGUUAAAUGUUAAUUGUGUCGGUAUAAUAUCCACAAAAUAGAAUCCAGUGCAAGACUUUACUAAGUUAACUCUCGACAAAUAUUACACGACUAUUUUAAUUCAUCUUUGAUCCAAUUCCGCUUCGUAUUCAUAUCAUCUCAAAAAUAUGCAUCCACGUCCGUAUCCACGAAUCCGAUAAAGAAAAUUGAAUUAGAAUAUGAGAUAGACAUUACCCGCUCGACCGCUCCAAUCCGAUCAGUUUUCUUUCGAUCAUUCGUCUAUGCCCCCGGGAUAUAAUCAAUUGGGGGAAAAUGAGGGGGGGAAUGAAAACUCUCGUUGAGUCGUUCCCCUAUGUAUCUCCCUCGCUAUUUCCCAUUCCUGCGAACCAAACAGCGGAAGAGAUUUCCAUCCCUUCCGAUUUCCCAUUCCCUCCCUCCAUAUCCCGCAUCCGUCUAUGGCGGCUGCACUGGGCGCCGUGGUCCGGCGGCUGCACACGGCGGCGGCGCAGCCCCCGCGCCUGACGAAGUUCGCGCUGCACCCGCCCAAAUCCGUGAGUCUCCGCUUCCCAGACGACCAGCGCCUCCUCCUCCUCCGCCUCCUCCGUAGAUCCUGCCUACCUCAGGUUGAAAUCGAAUUCGCUGAUGGUAGUUCAUUUCAUCUGUCAGCAGAAUUUCUCAGAGUAUACAGCCCAGCAGCUGAUAGCAAAAUCCGUUCAGUGGGUGGUGAAAAGGUUAUCUUUGGGCGACAACAUGUUGGGAUAAUGUCAGCUGAAUCAGUAGGAAACUACGGAGUCCGGAUACUCUUUGAUGACUUGCACAAGACAGGGAUCUUCACAUGGGAUUACUUGCACCACCUGGGUUCUAACAAAUUUGGUCUGAUGAGAAAUUACAUCAGAACUCUGAGAAAGCACGGUCUUAGUCGCGAUCCCCAGAGAAGGAAAUGACAUAGCAACAGUCUCUAGACGACCUUGCCUCUUGACGCAUGAGCUGCUCCAUCAGGCCUGCCUGCCAUGUAACGAAGCUGUUCAGUUGAGCAUUUGAGAUGUUAAGACACAACGCAAGGAUACCAUUAACUAGUGACCAACAGUAACCAUGAUACAAAGGAGUGAUGAAAGUACAAAAACGUUCAUAUACUGGAGUUGAUUGACUAGUUGGAAACUGGAACUGGACAAGUAUCCUGUCAGGCGCCUUCAAUCCUCAUGAUGUAUGAUGUUUUUCUUUCCUCUUUGUGAAGGAACAAUGGGUGCUUACUAUGUUUUGGUCGGGUGUACAAUAAAUAUGCAUCGUUUACUUGUUUAUUAGUAGAGGCUUACCAAAUCUUCACUCUCAGUCUCAGCCCCUGUGCUCUCCCAUUUAAACGUAACAAUUGAUGCAAAUUUGAUGAGGGCAGCUCAACAGCCUACUAUUGUUCA
Sorghum bicolor (sorghum) is the source of this 2615-nucleotide messenger RNA. RefSeq lists its product as uncharacterized. The transcript is spliced from 4 exons. Bases 1659 to 2147 code for a protein of 162 amino acids. Lineage: Eukaryota; Viridiplantae; Streptophyta; Magnoliopsida; Poales; Poaceae. The record is from RefSeq and is a predicted model, not a curated record.